Molecule: messenger RNA, 1980 nt
Organism: Clonostachys rhizophaga
Lineage: Eukaryota; Fungi; Ascomycota; Sordariomycetes; Hypocreales; Bionectriaceae
Source: the annotation of a GenBank genome assembly
AUGCCAACAUAUCCAGGACUCGGCCGCUACCUGCACUGGUGCCCCGAAAGCGGCUCGCGGAUGCACACUGGGAUCAACUCCUAUCCUAUAGGGAUUGACAGUGACUCUAUGGGCGCCAACUCUGAAAUGCUGCUGGUCCGUGAGGUCGCCAUGAUGGUUGUCAUGGAGCUGCUCACCGACAAACCCGACUUCCAUGUCAAGAUCUUUGAUGACGAGAUUGUCAAAAAAUGGAAGUCCGAGGCCUUGGCGAUUCCAGAUACACAGCUGUAUCAACAGAUCGCCAACCACUUGGGCAGGCUUCCUCCAUUGCCCAAGGGCAUUCUAGACGAGGACUGCCUCAACUACUGCAUCCAUGAGCUCCGCGCCAAAGCCGAGUUCUUCAAGAAGACAGGCCUCGUCCCAACUAUGGACGCAUGCGCUUCAGCCUGUAAGUCCGAUACCAUUGUUGACGACUCACUGAAAGAGGAGCUCAGAGCUGCCUUUGUCAAACUUAAGGAGGAACAGGGCGAGAAUCCCGAUUGGCAUCCUCGCUCCCAUGAUCAGGUACAGGACCUGGUACACCCUUCCCUCUAUCCACUUGUCUAUGGGAAGACCCGGGUUUUCACCGAUGAAGUCGUCGGUGUCGAAGACGCCAUCGACAAGUGGGCUGGUAAGGGUGAAGUGAUUCCCGAGCCCACCCUUGAGAGGCCUCAAUCUCAACCAGAGUGGGAAUGGCGACAGGUUGAGCCCUCAUUCUGGUCAACUAAGUACCAGUGGCUGCCGGCGAACCUCCAGCGCCAGGCGGACGGCAGGUUCAAAUUCACAAGCUACAUCAAUAACCUGCACCCCACCAAGCACGCCGACAUAUACGCAACGAUUGAGAAAUUGGUGGAGAAGGCCCUCCCAGCCUGGGAUUUGUGCGUGACUCCAUAUGGACGUGCAAGCAGCAACGGCGGCCGGAAUAGCCUACGUAUCCCUGAGCCUGAAGACCCCAGCGACGAGAAUGAAGAAAAUUGGGAUCCGCCUUCAGCUGAUCAUAUUGACCUACCCCAAAAAGUCGACAGCGAGGGCGAAGAAGAGAGCGAAGAUGAAGACGAGUAUGGCCGAACACCCAAAGAAGCUGAAUGGCACAAAAUCCGCCGCCCAAUCCACCCAAGGCCUCCCCCAUUCCAAGCUUGGAAUUACGAGGUUGAUGUGGGCAACCGUUUAAGAGACACCUAUGACCGGCUUCAAGUCAUCGUGAAGAUGGCAUCCAUCGAGAUCGCGACAAAUCAAGUCGAGUUCCCUGCUGGAAACUGGCACGUGGAAGGCCAAAUGAACGAGCACAUUGUUGGAACGGCCCUAUAUUACCUCGACUCGGAAAAUGUCACAGCCAGCUACCUGGAUUUCCGCAUGCCCACUAGCUACGAACAAGACGACCUGCAGGGAAAAGUCGGCCAAGAUCAGUAUGAUUACGUGGAGCAGGUCUAUGGGACAGAUCUCAAGCAAACCACUGCCAUGCAAUACUACGGCAGGAUCGAGACAAAAGAGGGCCGGCUGCUCGCUUUCCCCAAUGUCUUCCACCAUCGGGUCUCGGACUUCGAGAGAGUUGAUGAGACCAAGCCGGGCCACCGACGGUUCAUCGCCCUCUGGCUGGUCGAUCCUGAAACCCGCAUCAUCAGCACUGCGAAUGUUCCUCCCCAGCAACAAAGUUGGUGGCUUGAGAACACCUUCCAACACGCGACCGAAGAGAAUGCGGGCGAUAUUCCUCAGGUCAUUGCAGAGCAUAUGAAGGAGAGGAUACCUGAUAACCAAAUUAUUGAGACAGCGGUCUCGGCUGGCAAGUCCCUUCCGGCGGAACUCACAAGUAUGAUUAAGCAGGAGCUUGAAGGCGAGCCUCUUUUGAUGACCCUAGAGGAAGCAAAGGAGCACCGCCUCAAAUUGAUGGACAUUCGCAGCCGGGCUCAUGACUCUGCAGAGCAAAGAUGGAACCGUAACGAGUACUUUUUCUGUGAGCACUAG